AUGGCCUCGGAGGCUCGAGCUGGUGGCGGGCCUCAGACCACGCAGGUCUCGACAACCACCCUGCUCAACGCCAUCCACAACAUCUAUCUCACCUCACAGCCGCAUCAGCUGGAUGCGAGCACCAGCGUCGUCGUCAACACAUGGCUCACAGCUGCCCAGGGCGGUCCCGCCGUCGACGCUACACUGGCAUCGCGGGCCUGGGAGCAUGCCAGGCGGCGUGCAGAAGAUGGCUGCGUCGUCUUGGGCUCUCUGCACCAGUCGACCCCCUCCCUCCUUGUGCCUUUCCUGAACUCGUUCCCGUUUGCCAUCCCGUCUUCCGUCUACAAGGCCCUCGAGGCCAUCCAGCCGCUUCUCCGAUGCGUCACUCCGCAGAACCCAGCGGCCCAGAGGCAAGCCGGCCUGGGCGUGACAUUGUCUCUGAACCUCGCCGGCAACCUGACUGGAGCUACGCUGGCUCUCUCCCAGGGUGGGAUCAACACCGACGCGGGCCUGCUGAACAUUCCUGCCGAGGCAGGCUAUCGCGCUUUCGAUGUCUUCUACUACCUCUUGACAUCGGCAUCCACGCCCGCGGAGAGGGAGUUUUUGGGUCUCAAAUCGGCCUCUGCUUACGCCCUGCUGGCUCGAUCUGGCACCUACGACCCGCCGUCCUACCUGCCCACUGCAGAUGACUCCGCGGCGGCCGACGACUUCCGCCAGGCUCUUAAGGACAUUGGCAUCAAGGGCUCAGCUCACCGAAAUUUCAUCUCGACCCUGGCCGGCCUGCUCAAGCUGGGCGACACGCUCGAUUACAGCAUCGAAUCCGAAGCUCUCGAGGAGAUUUGCGAGGAUGUCGGUGGCCUGCUCGGCAUCGACCCAGACGUCAUCCAUCGCCAGUGCAGCACGGAAGACCGAAAGACGCUGGUUGGCGGACUCUACGAGUCCCUCGUUGACUGGGUCAUCUCAAAGGCCAACGCCGCCAUUGCUGCGCAGCUCGUCCGCAUAAGAGAUGGCGAUGAGUCUCUGGACGGCCAUGGCGUGCGCACUCCCACCUCGAACGAGGACAACGGCGACACUGUUGCCAUUACCGUUCUCGAGGUCCCCGACCCUGCUCUUGGCAGGGCGCUGUGUAUGCGUUCCGUCUUUGACGACACUCAAGGCAUCAACGCCGAGAUGAUUAAUGAUGGCUUCGAAAUCCCCCCGGCCAGCUCCUCGAUCCUUAGAGAGGUCCAGCAGGCUGUCUCCGAGGUAGCGGCGGACUUGGGAGUCCCGAGCCCUCAGACCCGCGAGCGCCAGCACGCAUUGGAGAAGCGAGAGGUCGUUCUGGAGAAGGCUGCGUUUGGCGCUGAUGAUGGUAGCUUCCUCAAAAGCCUGCUCUUCCCAGUAGAAGGCCAAGGCAUCAACCUGGGCCGGGCUGGUCGCAUUGAUCUACCCACCGUGCUCAGCUCCAACCGGCUGUGGUAUCAUCUCUGCCUGCACCCGACCGAUGAUUCACCAGCCAGCCUGGCGGCGCUGCCCUCCAUCACGUCUGCAUGGUCGGCCGGCACUGUCUCUCGGCAGCUGCGCUCGUGGAGGCUUCCGGAAUGGGCCAACCGCAGACAUCGAAACCUCGACUUCACCGCCGACUUUGACGUUGACGAGUUCGUACAGCGUUAUGCCCCCCUCGGCUGUAGGGAUGGCAGGGAAGGCAUCGAGACAUGGAUCCUGGAGCGUGGUUGGACCAAUGGCGAAGUUUUCAUCGGCAAGGAACGCAUCUGGAUUCGCGACAGCGCCUGGUGGGAGGCGGAGAGCAUGCUGGAUGUCAAGCCGGGCGACGAAAUCCACCCCAUCCACAGCAACCCCUUCAACAACGGCUUCGACACUGGCUAUUCGGGCAAUGGCAGCGGAUACUUCCCCCCCACUGGCGUGGACAACAUGGCCAGUGCCAGCCGGGACCAGCUGCACCACCGCGGCAUGAGCCAGGGCAAUAUGAGCCAGUUGACACUUGGCCAGGCGCAGACCCCUCAGGCCGCGCCGUCCAUUGCACCAAGUGCCAUGCGUAGUGGUGACUAUGGCCUGGGUAACAAGGGCGACUUGUAUAGGGGUGAUGGCUUUUACAACCCAGAGGCCGCUCCCUUUGUUGACGCCGAAAUGGCUGAGAACAAGCAGCUGGAGACCAAGGAGGUCGACAACGCCCGUCGGGCAUGGGUUUGGUUCACCUGGGCUAUGACCUGGUGGAUCCCGUCCCCGUUGCUCAGGUAUAUCGGCGGCAUGAAGCGCCCCGACGUUCGCAUGGCCUGGCGUGAAAAGCUGGCGCUGUGCAUGCUCAUUGCUCUCAUGAAUGCCAUCAUCAUUUUCUGGAUUGUCGGAUUUGGACGCGUUCUGUGCCCCAACUUGGAUAAGGCCUGGAACCGGAAGCAAGUCUCAACUCAUCAAGGCACCAACGAUUUCUACGUCAGUAUCCGUGGCGGCGUCUACGACAUUUCCAAGUUCUGGAAGCAGCAGCACAGCGAUACCAACGUCAAGACCACUUCGGAUGUGAUGCUGCCCCUGGCUGGCAUGGACAUGGAUGACUACUUCCCGCCCCCUCUGAAUGUGGCCUGCCCUGGGCUCGGCGUUCCCAACACGCUUCAGCUGAUUCCCAACAACACUGUCCAAUAUUCCGUGGCCGUACACACCUCUGGUCACUUUCAGCCCGAUCCUACCAGCAAGCUGGCUGACGAGAACUGGUAUUGGAAUGUGUUUGAGCCGGCCAUUGAAGAAUUCUACAAGGGACAGCUGGUCUACACGAAGAAGGACGUUAAGAAAGAAGGCGAGGAGUCGCAAAGGAUGUGGGCCAUGUACGGCGACCAGAUCUACGACUUGACCAACUAUUUCCACACCCUGGACGUGUACAACAACGACGAGCGUUACACGUUCCUCAACAAGGACAUCACCGACCUGUGGAGCGACAACCCCGGCACGGACAUCAAGGAGAAGCUGGACAUUAUCCUCAACGACCCCAACAACAACAGCACCGUGCACGCCAACCUCGAGAACAGCUGGCUCUGCAUCCAGCGUGUCUUCCUCAAGGGCAGCACGGAUUUCCGCGUGACGCCUCGCUGCGUGGUCAACAACUGGAUCCUUCUCUCCUUCACGAUCGUCUUGUGUAUCGUCAUCGCACUCAAGUUUGUCUCGGCUUUGCAAUUUAGCACCAAGCGCAAGCCCUCUCCCCAGGACAAGUUUGUCAUUUGCCAGGUCCCUGCCUACACAGAAGGCGAAGACUCGCUGCGAAAGGCCCUCGACUCGCUGACGGCUCUGCAAUAUGACAAUAAGAGGAAGCUCAUAUGCAUCAUCUGCGAUGGUAUGGUCGUCGGCGGAGGCAAUGACCGUCCCACGCCCAAGAUCGUUCUGGACAUCCUGGGUGUCGACCCCAAGGUUGACCCUCCUGCUUUGGCGUUCAGGGCCGUCGGCCCCGGUAGUGACCAACUCAACUAUGCCAAGGUCUACUCUGGUCUAUAUGAGUACGAGGGCAACGUGGUCCCCUACCUGGUCGUGGUCAAGGUCGGAAAGGAGUCGGAGCAGACUAAGGCCAAGCCCGGCAACCGCGGCAAGCGUGACUCUCAGAUCCUCCUGAUGAGCUUCCUUAACCGUGUUCACCACCGUUCUCCCAUGAACCCGCUGGAGCUGGAGAUGUUCAAUCAGAUCAACAACGUCAUCGGUGUCGACCCCGAGCUGUACGAGUACCUCCUCAUGGUUGAUGCCGAUACGUGUGUCCAGGAAGACUCCCUCAACAGGCUGGUAGCUGCAUGCGCUCACAAUGCUAAAAUUGCCGGCAUCUGCGGCGAGACGAGCCUGGAGAACGACCAAAAGUCUUGGUGGACAAUGAUCCAAGUCUACGAAUACUACAUCUCUCAUCACAUGGCAAAGGCCUUUGAGUCUCUGUUCGGCAGCGUUACCUGUUUGCCUGGAUGUUUCACCAUGUAUCGCCUGCGGACAGCUGAAAAGGGCAAGCCCUUGAUCAUCUCUGACCAAGUCAUUCGAGACUACAGCGUCUGCGACGUGGAUACACUCCACCAGAAGAACCUCCUGUCCCUGGGUGAGGAUCGAUACCUGACGACUCUGAUGACGAAGCACUUCCCGAACAUGCAGUUCAAGUUCCUCCCUCACGCUCAGUGUAAGACAGCGGCCCCAGAGUCGUGGAGCGUUCUCUUGUCCCAACGUCGACGAUGGAUCAACUCUACCAUCCACAACCUGGUGGAGCUGCUCCGACUUAAGGACAUGUGUGGCUUCUGCUUCUUUGGCAUGCGAUUCAUCGUCUUCAUCGAUCUCUUCGGUACCAUCAUCCUUCCCGCAACAUGUGCGUACCUGGGCUACAUGAUCUACAGCGUCGCCACGCACCCGACAUCGUUCCCUCUCUGGUCUCUUGUCAUUCUGGCUGCCGUCUACGGUCUCCAGGCCUUGAUCUUCAUCCUCAAGAGACAGUGGCAGCACAUUGGAUGGAUGAUUAUCUACAUCCUUGCCUAUCCCAUCUACUCGUUUGCCCUUCCCGUCUACUCCUUCUGGAACCAGGACAACUUCUCCUGGGGUAACACUCGUGUCGUCAUCGGAGAGAAGGGCAACAAGCAGGUGGUUGCUGUCGACGAUGAGGGCUUCAACCCGGCUUCCAUCCCCUUGCAGCGUUGGGACGACUACGCUCUGAUGAACGGCCUGCCGGGCCGCCGUGGCAACUACUUUGCCCAUGAGAAGCAGGACAUGGCCUAUGGCGAGUACGAGAUGGACGAAAUGAAGAGUGUCUACUCUGCGGGUCCCCAGGGCUCGGUCCUCACCGGCAUGCAGGGCCGCAACACAUACAUGCCUCCCCAGCCUCAUUCCCCUGCGCCGUUUGCCGCCAGCCAAAUGGGCGACCCUGCCUACAUGCAGCACCGACAGUCGAUGAUGUCCUUGGGUACUGCGAUUCAGGAUCGCAGCGGGUCGCCAUACUCGGACUUCCCCCAGCGUACGAGUGUGAUGCAUACCCGUGGCCCAUCCAACCUGACUCUGACUCCCUCGCCUGGACUUGGCGGCAUGAACCGCUCCUCUUCCGCCAUGAGCUUCGGCCGAGGCCAUGAAGCAGCCCGAUCGACCGCUUCGUUUGACUUCAUGGGAGCUGCCGGUGGCGUUGCGUCGGAUGCUGCCAUCAUUGAAGCCAUCCAGGCCGUGCUGCGGGACGUUGACCUCGACACCGUUACGAAGAAGCAGGUUCGCGCGCUCGUUGAGCAGCGUCUGCAGACGGAGCUGGUUGGUGAGCGUCGCACGUUUGUGGACAAGCAGAUCGACCGGGAGUUGGAAAACAUGUAA
Molecule: messenger RNA, 5274 nt
Organism: Trichoderma citrinoviride
Lineage: Eukaryota; Fungi; Ascomycota; Sordariomycetes; Hypocreales; Hypocreaceae
Product: glycosyltransferase family 2 protein
Exons: 3
Coding region: 1-5274 (1757 amino acids)
Cellular component (GO): cell septum; cell periphery; myosin complex
Molecular function (GO): cytoskeletal motor activity; chitin synthase activity; ATP binding
Source: RefSeq, a predicted model, not a curated record